This is a messenger RNA of Acanthoscelides obtectus, 227 nucleotides long. The record is from the annotation of a GenBank genome assembly. Lineage: Eukaryota; Metazoa; Arthropoda; Insecta; Coleoptera; Chrysomelidae.
UCCUUUCGUGAUACGUAUCUGGUAUCUAGUGAGCAAAUAACAAUAGCAUGAAUAGUAUUUUAUACAGGAGCGUUUAUGUUCAUAAACUGCCUUUGAUGGUCAAAAGAAUAAUCAUCUUCAUCUGUUAUAAUGAUAGCAGGCAGGUCUGACUGAAUAUUGAUGGCUCCUCCUUUUUUAAGUUGCAUACUAUCAAUAUUAUAUGUGUUGAUGGAAAAAUUAACAUCAGA